This is a messenger RNA of Leptonychotes weddellii (Weddell seal), 1323 nucleotides long. The record is from RefSeq and is a predicted model, not a curated record. Lineage: Eukaryota; Metazoa; Chordata; Mammalia; Carnivora; Phocidae.
AUGGGGCUGAGCCCCAAAAUGGACUCAGCAGCUGCCGGCGGCUUCAGCACUGCUGGGGUAGCUUUGAUCCAGACAGUCCUGGCUGCCCACCCUGGGGGCCUUUCAGAUCAAUCCAGGCAGGAUUCCCCUGCAGUGAUCCAACAGGAAGCCUACACCAGCCAGGCACACCUGGUGGCUAAAAUGGAGAUGACAGAGCAUGACACACCCAGCCAACAGAGCCCCUUGCACCACAAGCUCCUGGCUACAGGGGACUUGGGGCAGCCCCGGAAGUUGCCCCUGACAGGCACUGAUAAGAAGUACCCCCUGAUGAAGCAGCGUGGGUUCUACUCUGACAUCCUCAGCCCUGGAAGCUUGGAUCAAAUUGGGGAAGUAUGCCGUGGUCCCUGCAUGAACCAAGACCUCUUGCGACAGGCCGACCUUGACCAGUUUACUCCAAACGUCAGAACCUUUGAGAUUCCUGAGGACAUCAAGGAAUACCUGGAGCAGCAGUGUAUUGGGUCCACCACCCAGAGGCUCACCCAGACUGACUUCCCGCUGCAGGCCUAUGAGCCCAAGGUGCAGGUGCCUUUCCUGGUGCUGCCAGGCCAGUGCCCCCGCAAGAUUGAGAUUGAGAGGAGGAAGCGGCUGUACCUGAGUCUGGACAUCGAGCAGCUGCUGGCUCAUGAGGGCAUCGACUCCAACGCGCUCAUGCCUAGGCACCCAGAUCCCCACAACCCCCAGACCAUUGAGCAGGGCCACGACCCGCUCUUCCCCGUCUAUCUCCCGCUGAAGGUGUUUGACAAUGAGGAGUUUGACUGCCGGACUCCCAGCGAGUGGAUCAACAUGGGCGUGGAGCCCGGGUCUCAGGACAGGAAACCUGUCCCUGGAAAAGCCCUCCUGCCCACCGAUGACAUCCUGGGGCAUGAGGACCCCAAAAGUCCGAAGCUGAAGUAUGAAUGGUGCAGUGUUGGUGUACUGGACUAUGACAAGGAGAAGAAGCUGUACCUGGUGCACAAGACAGACCAGAACGGCUUGGUGCGAGAUGAGACGGGGAAGCGCAUCCUGAACGGAGGGGUCACCGCUGAAGGAAGGCCCCCCCUCCUCACCUGCCAAUACUGGGUGCCCCGGAUCCAGCUGCUCUUCUGCGCCGAGGACCCACGUGUGUUCACGCAGCGCGUGGUCCAGGCCAACGGCCUGCGCAAGAACACAGAGGCUCUGCUGCUAUACCAUCUGUACGUGGACUGCAUGCCCUCCGAGGGCCGCCAGCUCAUCAGUGAGCAGAGCCUGAGCAAGAUCAGGCAGUGGGCCAUGAGCACACCCCGGAUGCGCAAAGGGCCCUCGUGA